Molecule: messenger RNA, 40047 nt
Organism: Coregonus sp. 'balchen'
Lineage: Eukaryota; Metazoa; Chordata; Actinopteri; Salmoniformes; Salmonidae
Source: the annotation of a GenBank genome assembly
CUCACUCACAGAGCGCUCAGCGACGUAGCGUCUCUACCAUAGCCACACAGCUCCCGGCCUCUCCUCCGUCACCUGGGACCCCCAUAACAGCAGCAGCACUACAGGGACUUCUCCCCUGUUCGGCCUCUCUCCACUCCAGCAUGGAGCAAGGGGAAGGCUCACAGUCGCGACGGAGGGGUAAGUGCCUGGCCGACUCUCACCUGGAGGAUUUUUUUACCCCCUAGAGUCAGACUUCUAUCUCGCUAACCUUCUUACCCCCCUAGAUCCAGGCUGCUACCUAAUUAACAUGUGCUGCAAAGUCUGCUGUACUAACCUAUUGUAUGGCUAUUGACAGGGCGUUCUAUGGGGUUCUAUAGAUUUUCUGUAGCUGUCGGCUUGAGAUGUUUAGUUUUGUGUGCAUUUCUCUAUUGUACAAGUGAAGGUUUUACACUUACAUUUUAGUCAUUUAGUGGACGCUCUUAUUCAGAGCAACUUACAGUAGUGAUUUUCCCAAACUUGGUAUUUUAAGUGGAUUUAUUUACCUGGGAUGACUUUUGGUGUCUGUAUUGGGCUUGAGUUGUAGUAAGGCGUGUUAAAGGGAUUGAAGGGAGUACUUUCUGACUCCCACUCUCUCUGGCUGUCGUACCGUGAGCCAUAGGCAAACUAACAUUGAGAGUGCUAGAAAGCUUACUGUACAGAGCUUCCACUGAGGGGAGCUUAGCGGUUAUAAAUAGUGUGUGUGGCCAUUUAUUACCAUAGAGACUGAGACACUUGGCCUCCCCCAUUAGUUCACCACUACCUGAAGCUCAGUCACACAGCACAGGUGCACAGUAGUUUCCCCUCUUUCUUGUCUUCCUACCCUCUCUGUUUGAAGGAAGCAGAAAUAUUGACUCGUUCUGCAGAGGGAUGUUCAUAUGGAUUCUGAAGUUUUCUUUUGCUGUGGGUCGGUUCUGUUCCAAUUUUCAUACUAGCUAAACAUAAUCAGGGACAGCAGUACUCCAGACCUCGUAAGGUAAGAUUUCCAGGGUAAGGAGUACUGCUGUCCCUGAUAAGAGCAGGGGUUCCCAAACUUUUUCACUCAGGCCCCCCUUCCAGCAUUGGAGAACCCCCCCCCCCCCCCCCCCAAAAUGAAUAUAAUUUUAUUGCAACUCUAUAAAUUUUGCCAUGUAUAAUGUGUAUUCAUGUGAUAUUUGAGUGACUCAAACAUUACAACAAAAUCUAUGGUCUAAAAAAACCUGCUGUGACAUCUGUACAGGUGUAUGUUAGGCGAAGUCAUGACAGAGGGAUUGUUAAUGCUCACGCACCUGCAUUCAUUCAUCAACACAGACAGGACAUGCCUCCUCCCUACUCCUCUUCCUCUUCCUCGUUACCCUCCCCUUCUGUCUCACCCCCAUACUCAUCUAUGUGGAAAUGAGGGCACCUCCACUACUCGUUUGACCUUGUCUACAGUAGUUCACCCUGAUAGGUUUGGGAUUGCAUGAAACUGAUAGGGGGUUUAUUAUACUCUGCAUACCCACCACAUAGUUUCUUUAACCCUACCCUGCUAAUGGGGGACCUAAAAUGGCAUCUCCCAAUGACCCAGGAUGUAAAAAAAAAUGUGGCUGGUAAGAUUGUUUAACUUUUGGUUGUGUCUGCAACCAUUUACCUCAGCAAUGAACAACGAAAUAUCAAACAUUUUAGGGAAAGAUGGUGCUGUAGAGGAGUCUCUAUGGAGUCUCACUUCCUGUUGGCAACUCAUUGGCUACUCACAACCUCCUUCAACUCAACCAAAUUUUGGGGGGACAUUGCUUUGUAAAAUGCAAAUUUUCCUUUACAUAAAUGGACAAAAUUAGUCUUGAUUCUGGUCUCUUUCUCAGUUCAGUAGUGCUGUUUACAGUAGACAUUGUUGCCAUUGUAUGCUUCACUAGAGCACAUUGGUUAGGGUUUACACAACUUUCACCAAUGGCAGAACAGGAAGACUAGUGAGCAACAUGUAAGAAUGAGUCAACCCAAGAAACAUAGGCUAUUAUUUGCAGAACCUGCCCCUUCAUUGUCUGGCCCUCAGGUCAUUUUUAGAAAAUAUGAAUGUGUUCUCAAUAACAAACCUGGUUAAAUAAAGGCAAUAAUAUUGCCAAACUUCGUAUCGAAAAUCUGUUGGGCACCCUCUCGCUCUGAUGAAAACAUUUGGGAAUAGGAAAGUUGUGAGAACUGGAGUUAAAGGGCAUGUCGGCUAUUGCUGUACUCCUGGAUAACAAUAAUUGAAGCUAAGUUCAUGCAGUGCAAGUUAUGCAACUUCUCUGAUUGGAUGGACUGGGAUUGCGUGGGUAGUUCUGGCAUGUCUGCCUGUGUAGACACCUUGUAAAUUGAAUUUGAACGGCUAAUCCUCUCUCACGAUUGCAAUUGAACUGUAUCAAUUCACCUUUGACUUUAAAGCACCGUUGCCUUACUGGGGAAUACUAUAUCUAUUUUAUUGUCACAUACACCAGAUAGGUGCAGUGUUGUUUUAUAGAGUUAGCUAUAGUACGGCACCCCUGGAGCAAAUUAGAGUUAAGUGCUUUGCUCAAGGGCACAUCGACAGAUUCUUCACCUUGUCGACUCAGGUAUUUGAACCAGCGACCUUUUGGUUACUGGCCCAACGCUACCUGCUGCCCCUACGUACAAUAAACUCCAUUGUUGCUGUUUAGGCCUAAUGAUUUGGGUGAAACUGCAUUGGUUUAUUUUGUUGACAGUGCAGUGGUAUGCUGUUGGCUGAUCAAUAACAAUUGCUUAUCCCUUGGUUUUUGAGGGGCUGUUUAGAAUGGAAGUUAAGGUAAGCUUUGGUUGUAUGCAAUGUUCCCUCAAAUAUUUUUCAUCACAGAGCAAAUGUACUGUUUACACUAAGGCUGACCCGCUUUGAGAUAUUUUUAACAGUGGUCAAGUACGCUACUGUGGCUAUUUGAUCAUAAUGUAGGCCUAACAGAGUGGCCUACCAUCAAAAACAAUGGAGAAAAUGCAUCCAAUAUCAUUUUAACAUGGAAAUAGCUGUUAUAUCGUUCAGCCUACAGUAGCAGCCAAUGUGUGGUAUUCAAGGUAGGCCUACAAUCCAUGAGACUUGAAAAAAAACAUGCAGGGCUUGACAUUACCCUGUUUAUCCACUUGUCCUUCAGACAAGGAGUUGACUGAAAAUGUUGUGUUGUUUGAUGCAAGAAACCACUUUACAAAAUAAAAUGCAUUAUUAUUCCCAUACCAUUAUUACAGAGAAUCAGACUAAUUAUGCUACCCUCUGCAUAUUGGCUACUUAGCUUAUUCAAGCCUGUCUCAAAAUACAACACUGCCCCUUUAAGACAAAAUAAAAUAAAGCUCUUUACCAGACUCGCUUUUCAAGGAUGUCUAGAAAUGCACAUGUUUUGUGCUCUUGUAGGAAGCAAUCACUCCCCCAUUGCUGACUACAAAUUAUCUAUAACUGGGCUAAUAACUCACUAACUAGCAAAGGAUAUGAACAAAUGUACAGAUGUGGUCGCUAGCGCUCUCUUUGAUCUCUAAACAAGUGCAUCUACUCACGACCGCUGAUGCUGUAAAUACAGUCCAGUUCAAAGUGAAUGGCAGAUCCAUACAAUGGUCUAUUUGCAUAUAGGCCUACUGCAGCUCUGAUUGGUUAUGGCACACCGGUCUGUGUAGAGUAUGUGCCUGAGUCGUGCCUGUCAAUGCAAUAGAAUCCUACUCCGAUGUGUUCUGCUUACAACAAAAUCUCUUGUACAGUGGGGAAAAAAAGUAUUUAGUCAGCCACCAAUUGUGCAAGUUCUCCCACUUAAAAAGAUGAGAGAGGCCUGUAAUUUUCAUCAUAGGUACACGUCAACUAUGACAGACAAAAUGAGAAAAGAAAUUCCAGAAAAUCACAUUGUAGGAUUUUUUAUGAAUGUAUUUGCAAAUUAUGGUGGAAAAUAAGUAUUUGGUCAAUAACAAAAAAGUUUCUCAAUACUUUGUUAUAUACCCUUUGUUGGCAAUGACACAGGUCAAACGUUUUCUGUAAGUCUUCAGAAGGUUUUCACACACUGUUGCUGGUAUUUUGGCCCAUUCCUCCAUGCAGAUCUCCUCUAGAGCAGUGAUGUUUUGGGGCUGUCGCUGGGCAACACGGAUUUUCAACUCCCUCCAAAGAUUUUCUAUGGGGUUGAGAUCUGGAGACUGGCUAGGCCACUCCAGGACCUUGAAAUGCUUCUUACGAAGCCACUCCUUCGUUGCCCGGGCGGUGUGUUUGGGAUCAUUGUCAUGCUGAAAGACCAGCCACGUUUCAUCUUCAAUGCCCUUGCUGAUGGAAGGAGGUUUUCACUCAAAAUCUCACGAUACAUGGCCCCAUUCAUUCUUUCCUUUACACGGAUUAGUCGUCCUGGUCCCUUUGCAGAAAAACAGCCCCAAAGCAUGAUGUUUCCACCCCCAUGCUUCACAGUAGGUAUGGUGUUCUUUGGAUGCAACUCAGCAUUCUUUGUACUCCAAACACGACGAGUUGAGUUUUUACCAAAAAGUUAUAUUUUGGUUUCAUCUGACCAUAUGACAUUCUCCCAAUCCUCUUCUGGAUCAUCCAAAUGCACUCUAGCAAACUUCAGACGGGCCUGGACAUGUACUGGCUUAAGCAGGGGGACACAGCAGGAUUUGAGUCCCUGGCGGCGUAGUGUGUUACUGAUGGUAGGCUUUGUUACUUUGGUCCCAGCUCUCUACAGGUCAUUCACUAGGUCCCCCCGUGUGGUUCUGGGAUUUUUGCUCACCGUUCUUGUGAUCAUUUUGACCCCACGGGGUGAGAUCUUGCGUGGAGCCCCAGAUCGAGGGAGAUUAUCAGUGGUGUUGUAUGUCUUCCAUUUCCUAAUAAUUGCUCCCACAGUUGAUUUCUUCAAACCAAGCUGCUUACCUAUUGCAGAUUCAGUCUUCCCAGCCUGGUGCAGGUCUACAAUUUUGUUUCUGGUGUCCUUUGACAGCUCUUUGGUCUUGGCCAUAGUGGAGUUUGGAGUGUGACUGUUUGAGGUUGUGGACAGGUGUAUUUUAUACUGAUAACAAGUUCAAACAGGUGCCAUUAAUACAGGAAACGACGGGAGGACAGAGGAGCCUCUUAAAGAAGAAGUUACAGGUCUGUGAGAGCCAGAAAUCUUGCUUGUUUGUAGGUGACCAAAUACUUAUUUUCCACCAUAAUUUGCAAAUAAAUUCAUUAAAAAUCCUACAAUGUGAUUUUCUGGAGAAAAAAAUUCUCAAUUUGUCUGUCAUAGUUGACGUGUACCUAUGAUGAAAAUUACAGGCAUCUCUCAUCUUUUUAAGUGGGAGAACUUGCACAAUUGGUGGCUGACUAAAUACUUUUUUUCCCCACUGUAUAGUUAGUUUCGCAUACUAAGUCUUGCAUAGAUCAUUUUGUUUCGAUAUGUUGCAUUGAAAAUGGCUAAUAUUGCGUUGAUUCAAUCACAGUUCCCACAGUAAAGGGAAACGUUGAAAGUGUUAACUAAUGGGGAAAAUUCUAGAAAGUUGAGUGAAGUUCAAUCUUGUGUUUCUCUGCACGCGCUGAUAUUUCUUCUGCGCGGCAGUUCCGGGGGAGCUUACAGGGAACAUUGGUUGUAGGCCUUCAGCAUCAGUAAGAUGUUUGCUUCACUAAUAAGAGUUUUGACUGGGAUAGGCCUAACUGUUGGGUCUUUCUCAGUCCCUACAUACACACAGUGCUGCAAAGGAUAGGCCCAAUGUAAGACUCUUACAUUACGAUGCAGAAGAUACUCAACCACUUAACUGACCACUGCUUGGUUAGCUUGUUUAAUACAUGGCCAGGCAAAGCUUUAUACAACCUCUGUGGUAGUUUGACCUUUAUACUAUGACGUAGAAACAUCAAUCCAUACUAUACAGACUCCGACCAAAAGAACACAGUGAAAAUGGCACCGCAUGGGUCCCAUAUCUUCUAUGUGAGCUGUCCUGGGUCCAGACAUGGCGUGCAAGCGUUUGUUGUGCACAGAUUUAGAGAAGAAUGACGAGAAUUCCGGUAUUCUUCUAGAGCAGCCAGCCGAAUCUACACAACAUGGGGAGACACGCAACAUCGCUGCAGAGAAUAACAACCGCCAGCCCCAUCAAUGGAUACGGUAUACUCUUUCCCGACCCGCACUCAUUCAGACCUCUGUGUGUAUGUCUCUCUCUCGCGCGCUCUUUCGCUCUCGCUCUCUAUUUCUCCCUCUUGUGUUCUCUCUGGCCGUCUCACCCACUCUGAUGUUCUUUCCCUCUCUCUCGCUCUCUCCAGCUAGUUCUCUCAUUUGAAGAGGUAAACCAGUCCAUUGUCUGGCCUGGAGUAGCUGCCUACCUUGAAAAGGGACGAAUAGGCACGUAUGACGCCAGCGAUGAUGUGCCCACAUGUCCGUAAACUAGGUCACCAGCUUGGCCUUAGUAGGCUAGCCAAUAUGGAACUGGACCGUGUCUCCUGGGACUUUUUCCAACUGCUCCCUCGACGUCCCUCUCUAUUCCCUCCUCCUGUGUUGGGAGGUGUUGGGAGGUUCUCUUCUGUUGUCCUACCAAUCCAGUCAAUUUAAAGGAGGAGUUAGGACGGAGUGUCGCUUUGUUAUCGUCCAAAAGCGGAAGUUGCAUCACAUGCUCUCUUUCCAUUUCCCCUGAAAACCGGAACAUCCGGUUGUUGGGGACUGGACAGAGGCUAGUUGGCACAUGGACCUAUCCUGUGAGUGUCAGGGUCAGUGUGAAUUCCUUUGGCAUGGUGAGGAUGUGUUGAUGCUCACUGUGGGACUUUGGAUCUCAUCACCUGCUGUGAUGUCUGCUGGGAUGUCUCAUGAUUGGACAUGAUACAGGUUUUCUGCAGAGUCAUUGGCAUUGGUCGCAUCUACAUUUAUAGCUCUGGGAAACUGAGAAUUGGUACAAUACAGGAUUGUUGUCUGGUUACCAUUCGUUAGGUGUUUUAUUUUGCUUAGAUUUAUGAACUUGACCUGAACCUUUUGAAGGUGUUCUUUAAUAUGGAUUGGCUUAUGAUAUCAGAACAUGAAUAACAAAUGUUGAAUUGUCUCUGAGAAAAAUGGUCCCGUGUGGCUCAGUUGGUAGAGAUUGGCGCUUGCAACGCCAGGGUUGAGGGUUCAAUUCCCACUGGGGAACCAAUAUGAACUAGUUUGAAAUGCACUCACUACUGUAAGUCGACCUGGAUAAGAUUGUCUGCUAAAGUACUAAAAUGCUAUUUUUACUUUCACUUUCCUGCUAUUGCUAUUGGAGCCAUAAAUAGUUGCUAUAAUCAUCCAUUGAAAAGCAAUCCUGACUUCCAGGAUUCUUGCUGGAUCACUCCUCCAUUGACAUCCUUACACAGUGGUUCCCUUACACACGUGGCAUGCUGCAAGUAGAAACGCACCACACUAAUAUUAGACACAGCACACAGGAAUUAACCCUCGGUUCAAAGGGGAUUUGAUGACAUUGGGAUUUAGUGUCAUUAAAGCCAAUGAUUACCUGUAGCGUGUACCUUCUGUCAGUGCGAAAGUGUGACAUGGAAUCGCUUCCUCUUGCCUCGGACGCCGCCACACAUUUACUCACAUUCCCUAUAUUUAUGUUAUCCUUCCCCACACACAUUAUCAAUUUAUUUGCAAUAAUCUCUCCACCCUCUACUCUACUUUAAUGGCCCCUAUCACAAAAUGACAUUCUGACUUUCUUUACAAUUACCACAGGGCUUAGGAUGCAAGCCUCUCAUUCCCAGCAGCUGGAUCAAGCAGCAAAAGUUGCACAGAUGAAAGCACACAGCAGUCACAGGUCACACUCCACCAGGUCUGAAUGAAUGAAUUUGGUUGACUCACAUAUUUACUUAAAUGGGUGUGGAAAGGAGACACUGGCUAUCGGGUGUGUUGAAAUGGGAGAUGCUCGUAAAUGUCUCAGUAGCGCUAUACGUAGGCCUACGGUAUCUUAACCCCCUAUGUAGAGGCUGUCUGCUACUCCGCUUACUCUAAACAUUUGCUUAGCGCGAUGCUCUACAGAAUGCUGGGUAAAGGGCCAGCUCGGCUCACAGUUUGGUGCCAGAAUGUUCUCCACAUAGGCUGUUAGGCCUCAGGUGGGCCUUAGGCCACCUCUGACAUUCCAGUCUGCUGUGUGUUGAUAUACAAGCCCUCACAAGAGGAAAUGUCAUCCUAUUAGCCUCUGAAAACUAGCAUUAGCUAAAGUAGCAUUGGAUAAAAUAUAUGGGAUGAAUUAUGCCUGCAUAUUUAGGUGAACAAUGUAGAGCCUUGUAUUGCAAAAUAUAUUGCCUAGUGAUUGCUUAAUGCGAUUUAGUAGGUCCUAAAACAUCUUAUCAACCCUUUUUGAGGGAACUUUAUUUAGCAUAACAGAAUCAUAAGAUUGAGCCAUUUGCUACAAUUACCUCUCAUUUUAUUUGAUUGUUGUAACAAGUCGGCUUUUAGGCCUGGUUGUAACACAGAUCAAAACAACUCAUUCCCAUUGUUUGUUUAGUCUUCAUGCUCUGUCUGGGUCAGUAGUUUUUCCUCUGUUGAUGGUAUCGGCUAGCCAGACUGACACUAAUGCUAAAACAGAACCCAUUGGAAAUGAGAGUGGCUAAAUAAGAAGAAUCUCCACUUGCCACUGCCUUCUGUGGCGGUCUUCAUUUUAGUAUUUUAUUGACAUUCUCUUUUCUUCUGGAUUUCAAGCAUUAGCCAAGUCUAAUUUUAAUGUCAAUAAAAUGUAAUCAAUCAAUGAAUAUGUGUUGCUUCUAGCGGACUAUAAUUACAUACUCGUACUACAUGUUUUUGAACCAUCUCAACCAUGAGGAGGAUGUGUGUGUUCAUGGUUAAUCCAGAACUCCAUUACAAGCUGUAAUAGCUGGAUCAAUGAACCAUUACCACCAGUGUAUAGACAUCGAUCACCAUCAUGGCCCCCAAUGUCCCAGUAAAGAAAAUCUAUGGGGCUGAGCUGAAACUCACUGAAGUGAAUGUUGGAGUCAUUUUGUUGUCUUCCAAACAAACUGGGCCCGUUUCCUGAUAACGAUGGAACUUAGGCAUUCAAGAGUUUUAACAAUGCAUCUUUCUUACAGCGGCCAAAGAUUUAACAUGCGUUUCCCAAAACACCACGCAGAAAGAACGUUCGCUAAGUGCGUCGUUUGAACAUGUGUCGAUACUGAUAGGAUCGAAAGAAAGGGAGCGCUGAGCUCGGAUCAGCUUUCUCCAUUCAAGUAUAUUUUAACAUUAGAUUUAUUUCACAGUACUGACGACAAAUCAGCUCCUACAGAGAUCGUACCACCUCCGGCUGCAAAUAGAGCUCAAUUGAUUGAACAUUAAAUGUAUUUCAAUAUGAUUCAAAUAGGCCUAUAGCUUACUGUUUAUAUUUUAAUGCAGUCAUCUCAGUUUUCAUUUGAAGCAUCAUUUUAUACUGUACGUUGCUUGUUUGUAUCAAUUGAAAAGAGAUUGGCAACUUUGUAUUUGUAGUCAACUUUCUUCUGAAGUUAUCUGUGAUUCUAUGUUUAGUGGAGAUCUCCUAUGUAUAAAGUGACACGGGAGGUGAAAAAAUGAUCAAACGGCGCACUUAGCUGUUCUAUGAGUGGUCUGAGGCAGGCGUAGAUUAUGAGUCUUUUUACAUUUUUACAUUUUAGUCAUUUAGCAGACGCUCUUAUCCAGGCAACAUUAAUAACGAUGGUUUUGGGAAACAGCUUUGAGAUUUAACAAUGCUCCUACGAAUGUUCUAACGAUUAACUUUUGGGAAACCAGGCCCUGGUUGGUUUUAGCUUUUACCAUAAGUCUUCUGGUUAACAGCCAGUUAACCUACUUUGUCAUCCAUUUACUUACCUCAGCCGAACAGUCAUUUUAACAUUUUAUUUUCCACUUCAAUGACUUUGAUGGAGGUUUGUUUUCUCAAAAACGGUCUCUUCUGCUUCCACAGGCGAUGGCAUGCCAAAGGAAAGCAGUCCGUUCAUAAACAACACAGACAAUGACAAAGGGAAUCUAUACGAUGGGAAGAACAUGGCCCUCUUUGAGGUAACUGUCAACAUCCAACCGCCUUGAUUUAUAUAUAACGUUAUCUGUGGUAUUUCAUUUGACCUUUGACCUAAGCUUUGACUUAGGUCUGUUGAUCAGGGAUUCAAUGCUAAAUGGAGUGGGACAAAAACUGUGUGGAAGGGGCUUUCUCUGUUAUUUCUAUCCAGUUUUCAAAGGCACUGUCUAAUGCCAUUUGGCUGCCCUAACCUCUCUGUGGUAGUGAUCCAUUAUAUUGAAUCCUAUGAAUAACAUGAAUUAUGGACUGUGAAAUCUAUUUCUACUUCUCUACUAUAAUUCGCUCCAGCAAAGCUUUUCUAAUCUCCUUUGAUUUCUGUACAGUUUCUAAAUUCCUCUUGACCGUUUCACCCAUCAUUGCGCUUCUCAAGUUAUUUCCCUGACCCUUAUGCAGAGAGCUUGAAAGCUAAGAGGUGUUAUGACACUUUUUGUGUUAUGGUAUUUUUUGUUCACAGGAAGAGAUGGACAGCAACCCCAUGGUAUCCUCUCUGCUCAACAAGCUGGCUAACUACACCAACCUCACCCAGGGGGUCAAAGAGCACGAGGAGGCAGACGACGACGAGGGGCCAGCCAAGACUAAGAAACCAGUCAAGGUAAGCCUGUCGUCUCCACAUUGUGUGGACAAUUAUGUUUUUUAAUUAUUUUCUUACGACAUCAGAUCCACGUAGUGACACAAGCCACUUCCAUGCACAUCCGACUCCUACUGCCUGAUAUAGGUGAUAAUGACAAAGCAAAUGUAAUCCUCUCAACGUGGGGACUUUGUGUGUGUUCUGAAGUGUGGAGGAAAUAGCUUGGUUUAGACUGUUGGUACUGUAAAUGGGACAGCCUAUGGUUUCAAGUCUAUAAAAUGUCUUCAAUUGGUUAGUGUAUCCCAUCAUACGUAUUUUCUCCUGAUUUUUUGUACCCUUUUAAAAACUGCUGAAUUAAUGAUUGCAGAACAGGGUCUUUGACCAGAGCAAACAUUCAGUGUGCAACACGUGUGCAGCACAAAGGACAUGCAAACAUUCUCACUUGGUUUGUCUGCAUGCGUUACACUGUGAUUGAUCAGUGUUGCCUUUAUACUUACUAACCCAACUGCUACUAUCUAUCCUAGACUAUGGUGACAUCAUGUAUCAAAACACAAAUAAGACCUUACUUUGCGAAUUAUAUGUUAUUUAUAACAAUCUUUGCAGAUUCAUUAUUGGAUGCCAUUAUAAGACAUCAUUGCACAAAAUAUGAAUCACUAAAUUGUCUGUUACUCCCAAACAGAAGACAUUUUUUUUAUGUAUCAACUUAAAUUUCCCUGUAUAUAUUAAGAAACACCUAACUUUACAAGACUCACACGACUCCUUUUGACAACAGCAGCAAUUACAAAUUCAAAAGUUACAUCAUGAGGUUGGAGUAAGGUCUUUCAGAUACAAAGGCCCAACCGGAAUAAUUUACCUAUAGAAAUCAGGGCAUUACAAUCACACAGUGAAUUUAAGAAAGGCUUUUUUCAAAUGUUAAGAACAAACUGUUUGUGUUUUUAACUAAUAGAAACAUAAUGUGCCGAUAUUUGUAAAUAAAAAUGUAUGUGCAGUGACUUCUGAUAUUAUUCAUACUCCUUGACUUAUUCCAUAUUUUGUUGUGUAACAGCUUUUUUUAUUUUUACACAUCUACCAAUCAGUGCCCUUCUUUCAGAAGCAUUGAAAAACCUCCAUGAUCUUUGUGCUUGAAUCUGUGCUUGAAAUUCACUGCUUGACUGAGUCAUUCAGAAAUAAUUUUAAACACUAUUAUUGAACAUAACCCAUGCAGGGUCCAUGUAACUUAUUAUGUGAUUUGUUAAGCACAUUUUUACUCCUGAACUUAUUUACGCUUACCAUAACAAAGGGGUUGAAUACUUAUGGACUCAAGACAUUUCAGCAUUUAAUUUUGUAUUAAUUUAAGAAAUGUUCUACAAACAAAAUUCUACUUUGACAUUAUGGGGUAUUGUGUGUAGAUCAGGGACACAAAAUCAAAAUGUAAUCAAUUUUAAAUACAGGCUGUAACACAACAAAAUGUGGAAUAAGUCAAGGGGUGUGAAUAAUUUCUGAAGGCACCCUAUGUCUGUAUUACAGGUACUUAGUUUUAUUAGUUGCAUUAGUAGUUGUAGCAUUUGUUUUUAUUAGUUGUAUUAGUAGUUGUACAACAACUUUUUUAUGCUGUUAAUGUACGUUUUUUAUCAUUAUCAUUAUUUCAUUGUUAUUAUUAUUAGACAGUAGUUGCCAUAUUUUUAUUGUUACAAAGUAUUUUAAAAUUUAAAUUUUUGGACACUCUUGAAAAUGAGAUGGUGCAUCUCAAGAGAUAUCAUCCUGCAAAAUGUCAAAUAAAUAAAUAAAUACUUGUUAUGCUCCAAGAAAGUCACCCUCCCAUAAAGAAAUCAAACCACUCUGGCCACCACAACGACAUCAAAAACACAUUCUUGUCAUAUUUCUCACAGACAGUUGUUUUCUUCAGGAAAUGUGGUCAAAAUAGCAAGAAUUGAAUGCAGGUCGGCGUCCAAAGUGGAACCCUAUUUCCUAUAUAGUGCACUACUUUUAACCAGAGCUCUGGUCAAAAGUAGUACACUAUAUGAGAUAGGCUUUCAUUUUGGACACAUCCCAGGUCUGGGUGUUGUGUAAUAGGCUGAGCAGAGCACCUCCUCCUGAGACAGUGUGAUAGUUGAAGGGGCCUGUGGUCCCAUGGGGUAAAAAAGCAUGAUUGAUAAUCAUUAAUGCAAUCUCUUUUUCUACUGGGCUGAAUUUAUCUGGUGUUCUGUUUAUCUGGUGUUCUGUUUAUCUGGUGUUCUGUUGCUUUAUCUGGUGUUCUGUUUAUCUGGUGUUCUGUUGCUUUAUCUGGUGCUGUCCUUUAAAGGGGCAAUCUACAGUUUGAACAAUAACAAAGUGUAGUCCCUGCCACUGAUUUGCUGAACAGCGGAAGGAUGGGGCUGGAGAAAUAUAACCACUCUCAAACUCAUGGACUGACCAUCCAUGAUAUAAAAAUUAUAGUUUUAACCAUGUUUUGAGCUACAGUGGGGAGAACAAGUUUUUGAUACACUGCCGAUUUUGCAGAUUUUCCUACUUACAAAGCAUGUAGAGGUCUGUAAUUUUUAUCAUAGGUACACUUCAACUGUGAGAGACAGAAUCUAAAACAACAAUCCAGAAAAUCACAUUGUAUGAUUUUUAAGUAAUUAAUUUGCAUUUUAUUGCAUGACAUAAGUAUUUGAUACAUCAGAAAAGCAGAACUUAAUAUUUGGUACAGAAACCUUUGUUUGCAAUUACAGAGAUCAUACGUUUCCUGUAGGUCUUGACCAGAUUUGCACACACUGCAGCAGGGAUUUUGGCCCACUCCUCCAUGCAGACCUUCUCCAGAUCCUUCAGGUUUCGGGGCUGUCGCUGGGCAAUACAAACUUUCAGCUCCCUCCAAAGAUUUUCUAUUGGGUUUAGGUCUGGAGACUGGCUAGGCCACUCCAGGACCUUGAGAUACUUCUUACGGAGCCACUCCUUAGUUGCCCUGGCUGUGUGUUUCGGGUAGUUGUCAUGCUGGAAGACCCAGCCACGACCCAUCUUCAUUGCUCUUACUGAGGGAAGGAGGUUGUUGGCCAAGAUCUCGUGAUACAUGGCCCCAUCCAUCCUCCCCUCAAUACGGUGCAGUCGUCCUGUCCCCUUUGCAGAAAAGCAUCCCCAAAUAAUUAUGUUUCCACCUCCAUGCUUCACAGUUGGGAUGGUGUUCUUGGGGUUGUACUCAUCCUUAAACACGGCGAGUGGAGUUUAGACCAAAAAGCUCUAUUUUUGUCUCAUCAGACCACAUGACCUUCUCCCAUUCCUCCUCUGGAUCAUCCAGAUGGUCAUUGGCAAACUUCAGACGGGCCUGGACAUGCGCUGGCUUGAGCAGGGGGACCUUGCGUGCACUGCAGGAUUUUAAUCCAUGACGGCGUAGUGUGUUACUAAUGGUUUUCUUUGAGACUGUGGUCCCAGCUCUCUUCAGGUCAUUGACCAGGUCCUGCCGUGUAGUUCUGGGCUGAUCCCUCACCUUCCUCAUGAUCAUUGAUGCCCCACGAGGUGAGAUCUUGCAUGGAGCCCCAGACCGAGGGUGAUUGACCAUCAUCUUUAACUUCUUCCAUUUUCUAAUAAUUGCACCAACAGUUGUUGCCUUCUCACCAAGCUGCUUGCCUAUUGUCCUGUAGCCCAUCCCAGCCUUGUGCAGGUCUACAAUUUUAUCCCUGAUAUCCUUACACAGCUCUCUGGUCUUGGCCAUUGUGGAGAGGUUGGAGUCUGUUUGAUUGAGUGUGUGGACAGGUGUCUUUUAUACAGGUAACGAGUUCAAACAGGUGCAGUUAAUACAGGUAAUGAGUGGAGAACAGGAGGGCUUCUUAAAGAAAAACUAACAGGUCUGUGAGAGCCGGAAUUCUUACUGGUUGGUAGGUGAUCAAAUACUUAUGUCAUACAAUAAAAUGCAAAUUAAUUACUUAAAAAUCAUACAAUGUGAUUUUCUGGAUUUUUGUUUUAGAUUCCGUCUCUCACAGUUGAAGUGUGCCUAUGAUAAAAAUUACAGACAUCUACAUGCUUUGUAAGUAGGAAAACCAGCAAUAAGUUAUAUUCUUCAAGAAUCAAUGGGAAUUUAUCAUUAAUUUAAAAGUUUUAAAAAAUGAUGUUUAAGAAAAGCCUCAUUCUCUUACAUGGGUCUGACACAAUCCAGCCGUUUAUACUUUCUCUCCCAGAGUUACAGCCUGGAGGAACCUUUUAUUAAGUUGUUCUUCCAAGCCUGUUUGCUGCAAAAAAAUCUAAAGAAAAUACCCACACUGUUUUCCAAGUGGUGCAAUUCCACAGUAACCACAGCCCCUGUCCCAUACCAAUUGCCCCAUCAUGUUUUCUGCACGGAGACCAGAUGCGGAUGAGCAUUUCUGAUUGGUCCUAGAGUGCCAAGGAUGGAGUGAAAAUGACACCCCUGGCUUGUCCGGUUCUCCACUCUCAGACCGGGAUCAGUGGGACUUUCCUUUAGGUUUAGAUUGAGAGAUGGUCAAAAAGGCAGCCACCCCUUUGAAGAAAUAGGGGAGGGUACUCUACUGGGAUAUUCGGGUACAUUUCUGUUUCUUUUAAUAAUCGCGGCGCCCCCUCCUUUUUUUGAGCUGUUGCGAAACUUCUCUUUUGAUGGAAUGGAUCUGUGAGGGGGAUGCCUCUGAUGAAAGUUCUGGAAAGUUCCAUCGCGGUGCAGGGUAGGACUGUUUACUUCGCUGUACAUUUUCUAGGAGGCGAUAAGGUCAAGCUAUUGAUUAUACCCUGAUAAUGGGGCAUUUUCCUCAAGCAACAAUGCUUGUACUGUAUCUCCAUGACUCCUUGGUAUAUUUUUUACCUUGAAUGAAUGUAUUUCUUGUAUUUAUCAAAAAACACAUUUAUUGGUGGGGUAUUUGAUUUCGAUUGCCAUCUUUGGCAAACAAGGAUUUAGUUCAAUGUAUCAUACAAACGUGUUAUUAAGCGACUGGCCAAGGCAAUGGUGUCAUAUAAGGCACCAGACCAGACAAUAAUAUUUAAUGGUUAAAGAAAAAACUAUUUUCCGAUGCUUUUCACUCCUUGUGCAUUUUGUCCUAAUAGUGGGUCUGAGCAAUAUUAUAGUUGUGUGGUACACUAUGGUGGUGGAUGGGAUUACCCCCAUAUCAAAGUGUCAUGACAGAUAAUGAAAAGCAAUAUCUUAAAUGUAAUCCAUUAUAAAUACUAGUUGAAUAUGAUUAAUAUAGUGAAACUGUUCUCCUUUACCUGUCGUCACCCUGCCCUCUCCCUCCUCAGAGUCCUGCGUUGGGCACGUUAAUCGGGGUGUACCUGCCCUGUCUGCAGAACAUCCUGGGGGUCAUCCUGUUCCUGCGCCUCACCUGGAUCGUGGGCACCGCCGGCAUCAUGGAGUCCCUGGCCAUUGUGGUUAUGACCUGUUCCUGUGUAAGUAAUAUAAUAAUAUUAUUAUUUAUCCAAAGCGACCUAGUCAUGCGUGCAUACGUUUUAUAAAUAGGUAGCCCUGGGAAUCGAACCCACUAUCUUGGCAUUGCAAGCGCCAUGCUCUACCAACUGAGCUACAGAGGACCACUACCUAACCAGAGUCUGAAGACUAUGUUAGGUUGAACAAAGACCCACACAUGAUCGGAGACUCCCAUCCCUUUUAACACUAUAGACCAAAUUUUGACAGUGAUACCAGAAUCUGUCCACUAAAAUAAGACCAUGAAGUGAGGAAUGUUUGUAUGGAGGUCAAUGAGAGCGUGUCGAAUUUGGUCAACAAAAAAUGUAAUUGGUAUUUUGCUACUUGAGGCUUAUUUGAAGUUCCGGAAUGGUUAGGUUGUUACAAAUGCACUGAUAUAAAUAGAUGCACGUGGCAUUUCGGCAACUUUUAUAUCGGAGUUGUGCCUGUUGUUCACACGCGUAUCUGACCUCUCAUUCGCUAGAAUGGUCCCAUCUGAUCUAGCCUCCUCUUGCCUGCCUUCCAUCUUUGAGGACAUGUAUUUCCAUUGUUCAAGUGGUCACUUGACCAUCUUGUCAAUAUAAUAGAUCAUCUUAGGUGAUACUUAUAGAGGGAUUUAUUUAUUUCAAAAUCUCUCUUUGAACAACAUCCUUGAAGGCUGUGGUCAUUGAUGUGAAUACUAACAGUAUGUAUAUAAUAGACUGUGCAGACAAUGCCAUCAAAAUCUGCUAUAUUACCAACUCAUUUUGAAUUAGGGGGGUGGUGUUGUAUGAGUGUGAGAAAAAGAAUGAAAGGGGGGUAGUGUGAGAAAGAGAGCGGGAGAAAGAUUGACAGUGAGAGUAGGUGUGUGAUUCAGUCAGUCCUGGUCACUGAUCCUCCUAUAUUUAGCUGUGGAGCUCGACUUAGAGGGACGUAGAGCUCCCGCUACUGAUGACACCUGGCAGCUUGAUGUCUAAUCCCCCUCUCUGUCUCCCCUUGCCACAAGCCUCUCUGACACACAGGGGCCUGGCUAUAUUUAUAAACCCAGCCCCCUCAGACAAUGGCUUCUCAAAGCUUUGGUGCGGAGGGAAAGAGAAAGGCUAGACACAAGAUUGAGCCCUUCCUGUCUUUGCGCUAUCGGAGGGAAUAACUCCCCUCCUCGCCCAUCGGCUUAAGAGCAGUGAACAAUAGAAGCCACGCGACUCCCAGUGUGUUACCUAAUGACUGUAAUGGAUUGAGCAGCUUUAGGCUGUGUGUGUGUGUGUGUGUGUGUGUGUGUGUGUGUGUGUGUGUGUGUGUGUGUGUGUGUGUGUGUGUGUGUGUGUGUGUGUGUGUGUGUGUGUGUGUGUGUGUGUGUGUGUGUCACGUCACAAGUCUGUUGCUGCAUCUAUGUCAUUUCAAGAGCCACUGCUCGUCAAAAUGUGUCGACAUGAUCACUAAAGUAAUAGUAGGCUUUAAUGGUGAUCGGCAUAAAGUUUAGCAGUUGUGUGAACCAAUAUUUUUUGGGACAUGUGGAAGACGACUUCACACAACUAAGAAGAAAUGCAUUCUGUCCUCUAGUAGUAAUAAUGAAGAAAGUGUUUCUAACUUUCUACAUAGCUAAAUGCAAGGUAUGUCAGGAAAGAAUUGAAAGAAUAGCCUACUUGUGCAGGAGAGGUGAGCCUGUGUACAAAGCUCACCUAUUCGAUGCAAUCAGAAAUACAUAAAGAAACUUCAUUUACUGAGUUUAAGGUUGUUGUACACACAGCUGCCCAUAGGAGAACCCUUUUUGGUUCCAAGGAGAACCCUCUGUGGAAAGGGUUCUACAUGGAACCCAAAAGGGUUCUACCUGAAACCAAAAAGGGUUCUUCAAAGGGUUAUCCUAUGGGGACAGCCAAAUAACCCUUUUAGGUUCUAGAUGGUACUGAAACCAAAAGGGUUCUUCAAAGAGUUCUCCUAUGGGGACAGCCGAAGAACCCUUUUAGGUUCUAGAUGGUACCUUUUUUCCUAAGAGUGUAAUUUGUGUCUACAUAGAUACACACAUUCAUCCUAUUCACUUCCACCUGGCUAGACAUAGACGCUGGACAGCACUUUCCAUUUCACACAUUCCACAUAACAGACACCAAUGUAGCCUUCUGUUGAACGCUGCUUCCAUUCAAAUGGAUAAGCUGCCUUUAGGGGGUAAAUUGCCAGCUAAUUGGCUUUUCUCCAGUUCAGCACAUGCCCUGAAAGCAAAGCAGGAAGCAGGAAGCAGGGGACAGAGAUUUAUUUUGGUCAAUCAUUGCCACCCGUGUCAGCUCAAGGGCAGGAGGAGUGUUAUGUAACCACCAACCAGCCAGAUGCAAAUAUCCUUGAAACCCAUUAAACCCUCCCAAAACAUUGACCGAUUUCACGGAAAAGGGGCUCAUAUCAAUUAACCAGCCGCCCACGAUUGUGUUUCCAAAGAUUUAUAAGCCAUAUCUGAGUCGUUUAGCCACUAAAUAUGGGAUAAGCUCCCCUUUGAUUAUUUUUGUGUAGAUUCCAUGAGUUUUAGAUUAAAAAAUCCUGCCCCUGCUGAACCUAAACUAAUAUUUUGAGAUUUUUUCCCUCUUUGCAGACAAUGCUGACCGCCAUAUCAAUGAGUGCCAUUGCUACGAAUGGUGUGGUUCCAGGUAGGCUUCCAACAUGGAUAAUGGUACAUUUCUACUUUUUCAAAAUAGAAUUGAGCUGCCCUAUAAUUUCCUUCACCUCAAGACAUUACAUUGAAUUUAAACUUCAAAUGAAGAUGAAAUGGAUUAGCGAGUUGGGUUCCAGCACUAGAGGGAACAAUAUGUGCCACUACACCCUAAAGUGAGUUUCCCCAAGGGCUGUGGUUGUGACUGACUCUGUCCCCCGUUGUUGUUGGUCUGUAGCUGGAGGCUCCUACUACAUGAUCUCCAGGUCCUUGGGGCCAGAGUUCGGCGGGGCCGUGGGGCUCUGCUUCUACCUGGGGACCACCUUCGCUGGCUCCAUGUACAUCCUUGGUACUAUAGAGAUUCUGCUGGUGAGUGUCCUUUGCAAAGAUACCAUCGUUUUUGCUACCACCUGCUCCGUAUACAUGAACCAAUAACAACACUGCCAGAUAAGGCUGGUUUUUGAACGUACAAAAACGCUGUACCCUUACUGAACUGAACUUCCCUGAUGACACCCCAUCUCCCUUCUCUUCCCAGACCUACAUUGUGCCUAGUGCGGCCAUCUUCAAGGCAGAGAAGAAGGAGGAUGAGCCGGAGGCGCUGCUCAACAACAUGCGGGUGUACGGCACCUGCUGCCUCACCCUCAUGUCCCUGGUGGUGUUCGUGGGGGUCAAGUACGUCAACAAGCUGGCCCUGGUCUUCCUGGCCUGUGUCAUCCUCUCCAUUCUGGCCAUCUACGCCGGAGUCAUCAAGACCGCCUUCGAACCGCCAGACUUCCCGUGAGUCUAGUCUAAACUCACAGCCUUGUAUAAAAGUACAACCAGAAACAACUAGAAGAGAACACACACAUUGCUCUUACCUCAGAUCAUAAGUCUCCUCAAAACAUCAAAGUCAAAUGUAUUAUUUCAAUGUUUUGUUCUAUAUCCUCCUCCCAGUAUUUGCUUGUUGGGGAACCGCACGCUGCAGAACCAAAACUUUGACCAGUGCUUGAAGACGAUGGAGGUGGACAACGUGACAGUCACCACCAAGCUGUGGUCCCUGUUCUGUGACUCUCCAGACCUCAACGCCACCUGCAAUGAGUACUUCACCCUAAACAAUGUCACUGUGAUCCAGGGCAUCCCUGGCCUGACCAGCGGCGUCAUCAGAGGUGAGAAGAAAAAAAACUAACCAACCUCUCUAGGCUACCUUUACAAAGAUUGCCCUAGAUGGUGGCUAUCUUUUCUAUUCAUUAAUUGGCAUUUUGUUAUGGCAGAUUUCUCCUAAUACAUAUAAUGAGAUCUGCAAAACUGAUGAAGUAGACUAUGGACUUUUUUGGGAUGAAAUUAUCCGACAAACUUUGAUUGUGGGGUAAACUAUACCUUUAUGUAAAGCCUGUGCUUCCUCUCAGUCUUACAAAACCCUAUCCUAAUGGAAACCAGGAUUACGAUCAUUAGUUUAUUUCUAAAGCAUAAUGCUGUAUGUGUUCCUCUGACUACUUACUAUAUUGCCUUUGAAGCUCUUAUGAAAAUUUGAUUAGGAAGAUAUACAGGAAACGUGAUCCAUUCCUGAGAUCCAACAGAGUGAUGCUUGAAGAAAGUAUUGUCCUGUAUUGUUGAAGUGUUCCCUGGCUUAUUUACUGACAGGAUCUUUUUUAUAGGAUAGAUGGGACUGUCUUCAAUUCAAUCAGCCCAGUAUCAUCUAGAUACAUCAUAGAUUUAUGCUGAGCUGCAGGUCUACCACAGCUGCCAGAAGACUUUACACAGUCAUAGUUUUGGGUUACCACAACGUCCAAGAUGUUCAGGACAUUCCAAAACUCUGACAUUGAUGUCCACUCCCCCAUCAUCACUUACAAAGUCCUCAAAUUCGCUAAGUUAUGGAAUUGGGCGUGUGCUGGCAGGUGAUUGAUGAGUUCCAUAUGUACUCUGUGUUCUUCCUUCAGACUCAGAGGAUAGUGACUAGGGAUUUUUCGCCCUUCCUCUCUCUCUUUUUCCCCUUCCUUCUCUUCUCCCUCCCUCUCUCCUAACCACCCCUCCAUCUCCCCCUCUUCCCUUCCCCCUCUCCCUCUCCCUCCGCUCCAUCCCCCCUUCCUCUCCCCCUCAAAUAGAUAACAUCUGGGGGGACUACGGUCCUAAUGGCAUGUUGGUAGAGAAUAAGCACCAGGCAUCGGAGCCGGCAGCAGACACCUCCCAGGACAUCUACAUGCCCUACGUGGCCAACGACAUCACCACCUUCUUCACCCUGCUGGUAGGGAUCUACUUCCCCUCCGUCACUGGUACGUUCACAUGGACAUCCACCUGUAAGGGAAGCGUUGCUAGGGUACACAAUAGGGAUUUUUGUAGAUAGAAGGAGCUCUUUGGUAAAGGGGUUAAGACCAAGGCACAUUCACUUGUUUCAAGUGGUCAUUCGGGUAACACUUUAGAAUAACUUUCAUUAAUAAGUAGUAAUUAAGCAUAAGUAAGCUAUUUCUAAGAGGUGUACAUACUAUUCAUUAAAGUGUAUUCCAUUUUUAUUUUUUUUACAUUAAUUGUUGUUGCGCUGUUGAUGGUUGACAGUAACCCUGCCUAGACCCCCCAAAGUACAAGCAGCAACACAGCUCUUACUUGAUAAUUACAUUUUACAUUUACGUCAUUUAGCAGACGCUCUUAUCCAGAGCGACUUACAAGUUGGAUGUUAUAAUACUUGCUUUCCCCUCUUCACAGGAAUCAUGGCUGGAUCCAACAGGUCUGGUGAUCUGAGGGACGCCCAGAAGUCCAUCCCCAUAGGAACCAUCAUGGCCAUCGCCACCACCACCUUCAUCUGUAUCUUUAAUGAUCUGUAAUGACAGCAACAACAGCCCAACCAUACAAGUGUCUAAUAGGACAAAUUUAAGCACCUACCAAAUUAUUAUAAAACAUGACAAGUCAAUGCGUUGUUAUGUGUAAACUGUAAAGCUAGGUUUUUAUUAAUUUGGGCACUAAAUAGCAAAACGUAGAAAAACAUUUUGCAAUGGUAAUUGCAAUUGAGCAUUCCUUAUUGGACAAGUCCAUGUAGUCUCUCCCUGCUAUACUCUACUUCAUUUGGUGCUCAAAUUAAUGUGACCCUGGUUUAUUUUUCACCUCUUUUGUCCUCUGAAGGCUAAUUUCCUUAAUUGCGUCACCCAGACAUUUCCUCUGUUAUACUGUUUGGCGCCUGCAUCGAGGGCGUGGUGCUCAGAGACAAGUAAGUGUUGUUUCACCUUUCACACUUGGUAUGAAAGCAGCACAAAUGUCUUGUUUAUUUCUUGAGCCCCAUCUCGACAUUCAAUCUUUGAUUUAAUUAUUGUAGUUACCUUAAAAACACAUGUUUUCUUAAGUAGAAACAGACCAUGGGUUAAGGUGUCUCCUUGUUAAGAGAUAAGAAGCCCAAAUAGGUUUUUUGGACAUUGGAAAAUUGGUUUGAAAACAUCACAGUUUCCCCUUAAAAAAGCUAUUUGUCUGUGACACAUAGUAGCCCCUUGUUACACAUAUAGCACUGUCAGGUUGAGAGCUCAAGCCAAUUACACUGGGCACACAUUGGUCAAAGGGUUUCUGUCUAGCUGGCAAGGUAUUUUUCUACUUUUAGCAGCGUGGGUAUGCAUGUCUUCGUGUGUACGUGUGUGCGUUUUAUCUGAGUACUUUUCUAAUGAAUACAUCUGUCUGUGUGUGUCUGUCUGUCCUAGGUUUGGGGACUCGGUCAAAGGGAACCUGGUGAUUGGCAUCCUUGCUUGGCCUUCCCCCUGGGUGAUUGUGAUUGGCUCGUUCUUCUCCUGCUGUGGAGCGGGUCUGCAGAGUCUCACUGGAGCCCCCCGGCUGCUGCAGGCCAUCGCACGAGACGGCAUUGUGCCAUUCCUACAGGUCAGAACAAACACACACUGUAGACACACACACACAGCGACACACAUGCACACACUGUAGACACACACAGGAACACACACACACAAACUCUCUGGCAUUUCCCUGUGUCCCAGGUGUUUGGUCAUGGCAAAGCUAAUGGAGAGCCCACCUGGGCCCUGCUGUUGACUGGUGGGAUCUGUGAGAUCGGCAUCCUCAUCGCCUCUCUGGACGCCGUCGCCCCCAUCCUCUCCAUGUGAGUACCUCUACUAUCAUCUCCAUCUCCUCCCUCUUCUCUUCUCUCACACCCCUCUCUACCGUUCUCUCUUUCUUUCCUUUCUUCCUUUCAUCCAUCCUUCUCUCCCAUCUACUGUAGCCUAAUCCUAGUUUUGCAGAACUGGUCUCUGGAGGUUUACUGACAGAUGGUAGCCGUGUGUAAUCUUACCUCUCCCUCAUUUUGUAUCUCUCUCUCCCUCUCAGGUUCUUUUUGAUGUGCUACCUGUUUGUCAACCUGGCCUGUGCCCUCCAGACACUGCUGCGCACCCCUAACUGGAGACCCCGCUUCAAGUUCUAUCACUGGUAAAAGAGAGCACCUCUCUCUCACUCUAUAUGGUGCUGCUGGCUGUUCUAAUACCCUCUCAAAUUAGCUUCACUGUUUUCUCCUGCUUUCUUAAGUACUAUAGCAGUCUCUUGGGGCUCUUGUUGCCUCAUUCACGGGGCACCCGCGAUAUUCCGCUUUAUCAAGCGGGAGCCGUGCUCCUGCCGUUCUGGUGGCCGUUCACGUGCCGUUUUCCUCACACAGCCCACUGCCUCCACCGCCCUUCUCCCGACCGGCGACACUAGCUGCCAGUCGGAAUCAAUAUGCUUUUUCAUAGCUAUUAAGUAGUAGAUUCCCAAAUGCCCAAUAAAGACAUGUCCCAAAACUCUGCUCAUCACUACUCAAAUUACAAAUCAUCAGUACUGACUUACCACUCAUGUAUGUAGUAAAUAAGUAGUGAAACAGAAUAUUAUUGAGUAGAACUUGUAAGGUAGUGAUGAAUACUAAGUUGUUGUUUUUUCAUGAGGCUGUGGUGAUAUAGUGGCAUAUGAUGGCGACUAGAAACAAUUACAUAAUAUGAACUAUUACAAAUUGAUGGUCCUUGAAAAUAAAUAUUAGUGCUUGAAGAAGUACUUGAAAGUCCUCGAAUUUGACUUGCCACUGUCUAUACGAACUCUGUUACUGCCUCCACCCCUACUCGGCAGCAUACAUUUCAUUACCCUAAACUGGCCAAGUAUUCAAGGUCCACACUACAGCUCGUGUAAGCUUGUAUAGUGAAUGCACACACCUGUAUGGCGUGUCCAGCGAUAAAUGGAUCUGUGCUAAAACAGAGAGGGGUUUGCUGUCUGGGAUUAAGGUUUCACAGUAACAGUGAAUAUAUACCACAGUAAAGCCCCAUUGUUAACUGCUGAGCUAUUCCAUGGAACUAGCUCCGUUGUUUGUAGUGCUAUGGUGCAUUCCGAUUUCUAUGGGCACAUUAACAUGUGCUACUGUCAAUCUUGUUUUUGAACCAAGUACCCUGCAGAGUAUCUGAAUUGAUACGAUAGGUUUGAUUACUUAAGGAAUCAGCUUGUCAUUUUUGGGCUGUCAAAAUGUACUCCUAUAUGACUGACUGUAACCUCCAUGCUCUUGUCUGUCUCUCGUCCCCCACAGGGCUCUGUCUUUCCUGGGCGCCAGUCUGUGUCUCUCCCUGAUGUUCAUCUCCUCCUGGUACUAUGCCCUGGUGGCCAUGCUUAUCGCUGGCUGCAUCUACAAGUACAUUGAAUACAGAGGGUAAGAGCUACCGGAUUCCACAGUAGCAUGGUACAUUGGUUCCCUUAUCACAAAUAGGAUGCAUGUUAGAUUGUGUUCCUCAAUCCUCCUUUAUCUCAUUCUCUCCAUCUUUAGGGCGGAGAAGGAGUGGGGCGACGGUAUCAAUGGUCUGUCGCUCAACGCCGCCCGCUACGCCCUCAUUCGCCUGGAGGAGGCGCCGCCCCACACCAAGAACUGGAGGUGGGCGAAUGUGUGUGCAUGUGAUUAGGUUUAUGUGCGUAUACGUUUGUUUGUGCCAUCAUUGACGCCGCAUUUCUGAACAUCCAGCAAUAAUCAACUGUGGGGCUUUCUCAACAGUAUCAUUUUCUGCUAGAGAACGUAGUGAAUUGUUACCACUUGUCAUCUGAGUAAUCCAGAGAAAGAUAAUUACUAUUUGAUGAAUCUCUGAGCCUUCUCUGUAAUCUCACUGUGAAAAAAGAUACCGUUAAGCCUAAGCAUAGCAGCCCCAUGACAGUGCCUGUCCAAAAAGUGGAGCAUUUACAUCAGGAAAGAAUGAGAUCAAACUUUGGUCUUGGGUCCUCUCCCUCCUGCCCCUGGCGUUGCCCACAGUCCCAUUGCCAGGGAAUGCCCUAAUCUACAGCGUCAAAAUCAAUAUUUCUCCCUGUGCCAUCUGGCCUGACGCGAAUGGCAGGCUACCAAGUACUUACGUGCAUACAUCGCCCACGCUUGGCUGGCGACGCGCCCCUAAGCCUCUUUACACAGUAACUGGCGCUGUGCUACCAGCCUUCGACAGCAGGACCCGUACUGGAGCCGUUAGGAAUCCUCUAUGUCUGACAAUUAGUAUGGAGCUGUGGCUCUGAGUAUUGUUUCUUCAUUCUAUGUAAUAUAUUCUCAGUGAAUUUGGUGAUGUUUUCUUUCCCUAUUCAGAGAAAGUAAUUGAAGUUGUUAGGUUUAUGUUCCAUCCUGCAUCCUGAUAUUACCCGGUUCUGAUCACUAGAUGGUGCUGUUCCAGGUGAUUUUCUUUUUAUGAGUUGCUGUCAUACCUUGUCCAUAAACUUCUUACAAGGUAAGAAAACCAAGGGUUGGAACCGGUUCAGGGAACAGAACAGAAAAACAGAAAAUAACAAAAUUAUUUGAGGAACAGAACCCAAACCGAAAUGGAUCUGUACUGUUCAGGAACAGAACCGUUAUUUUAAAAGCAUGGGAACCGGUUGAUAACAUUCUUUCAUGUGGAGCAUUUUUUUCCAGUCCCACAAAAAUCGCAACAAGCUCCUAUGCAAAGCCCUCAAUCUGUCACUCAGAAACUUAUUCCAGCGUCUGCCUGCCAGCUGGAAAUCUUUGCCAGUGGGUGUGCGAAUGUGUAGGCUACCUGCCCCUCCCCUCUGAAGUAUAGGUUACUGUAGCCUACUGAUGACGUUACAAGUGUAAUUCAGAAAUUAGGGAGAAAUGUUUAAUAAGAGAAGAAUGGAUUGACUUUUUCAAUGCUAGUUAAGGAUACUAUAGUUAUCACGUUUUCACAUUGGAUUUAUUAACUACAAAAAGGUAAGACGUGUUUUUAAUUCUGGUGCUGCUCUGCACACAUAAGCUUGCUAGCUAGCUAGCUAGCUAAUGUUUUCUCUGAUCCAACUUUAAACCAACUCGGAAGUUCAAAGACAUUCAAAGUUACUCCAUAGAAGCCUCUCCUCCGUAGGUAUAAUUCCAUGGGCCUAAUUCAGAUAAUGCAUGUCAUAACAAGAUGCCCAGCUCUUCAAGGCAAGCUUCCUCCAUCCUCUCUCACUCUCUACUCACCCUCAAAAUUUCAGUUGCGUCUUGUGCCCUACACUGUGACUGGCAGCACAGUGUGUGUGUUUGUCUUUCAUUAUGAUUAAACCAUGCUGUUACAGCAAAAUACAAUUAGCUCUUAAUGACUUUCCCACUCUACAGCAAGCUGCUGUAUCCUCACUGAUGAUUCUUGACAUUAAAUUACUUCACCAAACAGCAGCAACAGCACCAUCUAGUGGUCAGAACCUGGUAAUAUUAGGAUGUAGGAUGGGACAUAAACCUAACAACUUCAUUGACUAAUUUCUCCGAACAGGGGAAAAAAACCUUCACCAAAUUCACUGAGAAUACAUAACAUAAAAUGAAGAAACAAUACUCAGAGCCGCAGCUCCAUUCUACUUGCCAGACAUAGAAACAUGAUACUGUAUACUUGAUGUUUGGGUGGGAUUGCCGUGGGGAAUCCGUGGGUGGCUUUUGACCAUUUCGUUGGAUUCCUCAUGUUUUACUCAUUGUUAGAAAAAGUUUGGCCAAAUAGGAUGUUAGGUACUAAAUAUUUAUAGAAUAUUAUAUGAAUCCUAUAAAUUAAAAUGGGUGCAAUCAAUUAGCUUAAUUUCUCAGAGAUCAAAUUAUAUUUAAACAAAAUAAUGUUGCAGGAAUGCUAAUCUUAUCUGUUUCUAACUACAGAAAUGAUUUCUGAAAAAUCUGAGAUGGUGGGUGUCAUGGCUUGCUGAAAUGACAUGGAACGACCCAAUCAGUUAAUCCAAUCAGCUGCAGCCGUCAGGAAUCCCUUCAAUAGAUGUGUUUAAAAGUUCACCUUUAGCCGUGCAGGCUUAAGGCAAUCUCAUUUUGAACUCAAAUGUCUGUACAAAUGUAACAGCAAUGUUCCCAGGUGUUAAUACAGAUAGCUAGGCAAUAAUCUGAAAUUCAAAUUCAAAGCAAUGUGUUGGACCAGUAUGGGUCUUGGUCAGCCUUGUAUAAUAUAAUACAGUAUGACUUGUCUGAUGUCUCACCGCCCCUGUCUUCCCGGGUCGUAGGCCCCAGAUGCUGCUGCUAUUGAACCUGGACUCUGACCACACAGUGAAACACCCACGCCUGCUCUCCUUCUGCACCCAGCUCAAAGCGGGCAAAGGCCUGACCAUCGUGGGCUCCGUCCUGGAGGGCACUUACAUGACCAAGGAGGCCGAGGUCAAGAAGGCCGAGCAGGUACUGUAGUCACGGGCUCAGCUUAUACACCGUGGACUCUAUAGUCGUAAGUGGCUUCCUAUCCUUGUCUCCUCUCCUUCAUCUGUGCUGACGUGAACCUGGUAGGUGAGAGAAAUAUGGUGUAAAAGUCUUGGACGUACCAUUGAUUAGGGAGGAACAGAGGUCUGGAGAGAAAGGCACUUUAGACUACUAGAUGUGUCUGUGAGAGACCUGUUAAGAGAACCAACCAGAGAGGAGUUUAGAGGCUGCUGACAUUUCCAGUCUUAUUCCACUGGCAGAGACUGCCUGCCUUCUACUGGUAGACCAACAUAGACAUUAAUUACCAGGUUGAGUCCAUUCCGAUUCUGUCAAAUCAGGAAAUCAUAUUCUUGUCCUUCUUUUCUAUUCGUCACUAGUUACCACAUCCACAAAGUCAUAAACCCCGCCUAUUUCUAAAAUUGAUCUUCAUAAAAUGUGAUUUUAAACCUAACCUUAACCACACUGCUAACCUUAUGCCUAACCCUAACCUUAAAUUAAGACCAAGAUUUUUACGAUAUAGCCAAUUUUGACCUUGUGGCUGUGGUAACUAGUGGAAACCUUUUCUCACACUUCGUGACUUUUUCCAUCAGAACAUCAAGUCGUCGAUGACGAUGGAGCGUACCAAGGGCUUCUGCCACGUGGUGGCAUCAUCCAACCUGCGUGAUGGUUUCUCCCACCUCAUCCAGACAGCAGGCCUUGGGGGCAUGAAACACAACACGGUCCUCAUGGCCUGGCCCGGCACCUGGAAACAGUCCAACGACCCCGUCUCCUGGAAGAACUUCAUAGGUGAGUCAGUGUGACCCACUUGGAUUUGAGACCACACCAAAAAUGUCUUAACAUUAGCUCAGGAAGGUAACUCAUCAUGCGAGCGUAACCCCCAUUACACGGUACGUAACCCUAUGCAAUACCAUUACUGAGAUGGCAUGCGUGCACGCGCUAAUUUAACAGCAUUUCUCUCUGUCCCCUCCACAGAGACUGUGCGUGAGACCACGGCGGCCCAUCAGGCCUUGCUGGUGGCCAAGAACGUGGACAGCUUCCCCACCAACGCAGACCGCCUGGGCCAGGGCACCAUAGACGUGUGGUGGAUCGUCCACGACGGAGGACUGCUUAUGUUGCUGCCCUUCCUCCUCCGCCAGCACAAGGUAUCUAUGGUUACGCCAUUGACAUUCUGUUGGGGGGGAAUAUAAAAACACACAUGCACAGACAAACACACAAACAUAUGCACACACUUAGUUAUUAACACAUACAAAUAGGCGCACAUAUCAUUAUACCCCCAUACACUAGGCUUAGGGAUGACUUGUGUUCACACAUUGCAUCGCGUUACACAUAGAUCAAAGUGAGUGUUUAAUUUGCCUUCUCUCUUUUUCUUCCAUCUCCUACUCUUUCUUUCUCACUGUUUUUUCCUAUACUCUCUCUCUCUCUCUCUCUCUCUCUCUCUCUCUCUCUCUCUCUCUCUCUCUCUCUCUCUCUCUCUCUCUCUCUCUCUCUCUCUCUCUCUCUCUCUCUCUCUCUCUCUCUCUCUCUCUCUCUCUCCCCCUCCUUCCCUCCCACCCUCCCCGCAUCUCAGGUGUGGAGGAAGUGUAAGAUGCGUAUCUUCACGGUGGCUAAUAUGGAUGACAACAGUAUUCAGAUGAAGAAGGACCUGCAGAUGUUCCUCUACCACCUCCGUCUGGACGCAGAGGUGGAGGUGGUAGAGAUGGUGAGCUUACCUGUAGACCUCUAGGGCACUGACAUCUCUCUAUUGACCUAUAACUUGAGAUGACGAAACCUAACCUGAUGUGUAGCUCAAUCAAGUCAAGCACACUUAAAUGUCUCUAAUAUUUGUCUGCUUCUUUUGAUAUUAAAAGGAAGAAACUCCAGCACUCUGGUGAUCUUGGAUAUGCCUCAAACACUUUAAAUCAAUCAAUCAAUCAAUUUUAUUUUAUAUAGCCCUUCUUACAUCAGCUAAUAUCUCGAAGUGCUGUACAGAAACCCAGCCUAAAACCCCAAACAGCUAGUAAUGCAGGUGUAGAAGCACGGUGGCUAGGAAAAACUCCCUAGAAAGGCAAAACCUAGGAAGAAACCUAGAGAGGAACCAGGCUAUGAGGGGUGGCCAGUCCUCUUCUGGCUGUGCCGGGUGGAGAUUAUAACAGAACCAUGCCAAGAUGUUCAAAAAUGUUCAUAAGUGACAAGCAUGGUCAAAUAAUAAUCAGGAAUAAAUCUCAGUUGGCUUUUCAUAGCCGAUCAUUAAGAGUUGAAAACAGCAGGUCUGGGACAGGUAGGGGUUCCAUAACCGCAGGCAGAACAGUUUAAACUGGAAUAGCAGCAAGGCCAGGCGGACUGGGGACAGCAAGGAGUCACCACGGCCGGUAGUCCCGACGUAUGGUCCUAGGGCUCAGGUCUCUCAGUUGGCUUUUCAUAGCCGAUCAUUAAGAGUUGAAAACAGCAGGUCUGGGACAGGUAGGGGUUUCGUAGCCGCAGGCAGAACAGUUGAAACUGGAAUAGCAGCAAGGCCAGGCGGACUGGGGACAGCAAGGUGUCAUCAUGCCCGGUAGUCCUGACGUAUGGUCCUAGGGCUCAGGUUCUCAGAGAGAAAGAGAGAACGAGAGAAUUAGAGAGAGCAUACUUAAAUUCACACAGGACACUGGAUAAGACAGGAGAAGUACUCCAGGUAUAACCAACUAACCCCAGCCCCCCGACACAUAAACUACUGCAGCAUAAAUACUGGAGGCUGAGACAGGAGCGGUCCGGAGACACUGUGGCCCCAUCUGAAGAAACCCCCGGACAGGGCCAAACAGGAAGGAUAUAACCCCACCCACUCCGCCAAAGCACAGCCCCCGCACCACUAGAGGGAUAUCCCCAACCACCAACUUACAAUCCUGAGACAAGGCCGAGUAUAGCCCACAGAGGUCUCCACCACAGCACAAACCAAGGGGGGGGCGCCAACCCAGACAGGAAGAUCACGUCAGUAACUCAACCCACUCAAGUGACGCACCCCUCCCAGGGACGGCAUGAAAGAGCACCAGCAAGCCAGUGACUCAGCCCCUGCAACAGGGUUAGAGGCAGAGAACCCCAGUGGAGAGGGGAACCGGCCUGGCAGAGACAGCAAGGGCUGUUCGUUGCUCCAGCCUUUCCGUUCACCUUCACACUCCUGGGCCAGACUACACUCAAUCAUAUGACCUACUGAAGAGAUAAGUCUUCAGUAAAGACUUAAAGGUUGAGACCGAGUCUGCGUCUCUCACAUGGGUAGGCAGACUGUUCCAUAAAAAUGGAGAUCUAUAGGAGAAAGCCCUGCCUCCCGCUGUUUGCUUAGAAAUUCUAGGGACAAUUAGGAGGCCUGCGUCUUGUGACCGUAGCGUACGUAUUGGUAUGUACGGCAGGACCAACUCGGAAAGAUAGGUAGGAGCAAGCCCAUGUAACGCUUUAUAGGUUAACAGUAAAACCUUGAAAUCAGCCCUUGCCUUAACAGGAAGCCAGUGUAGGGAAGCUAGCACUGGAGUAAUAUGAUCAAAUUUCUUGGUUCUAGUCAGGAUUCUAGCAGCCGUAUUUAGCACUAACUGAAGUUUAUUUAGUGCUUUAUCCGGGUAGCCGGAAAAUAGAGCAUUGCAGUAGUCUAACCUAGAAGUAACAAAUGCAUGGAUUAAUUUUUCUGCAUCAUUUUUGGACAGAAAAUUUCUGAUUUUUGCAAUGUUACGUAGAUGGAAAAAAGCUGUCCUUGAAACAGUCUUGAUAUGUUCGUCAAAAGAGAGAUCAGGGUCAAGAGUAACGCCUAGGUCCUUCACAGUUUUAUUUGAGACGACUUUACAACCAUCAAGAUGAAUUGUCAGAUUUAACAGAAGAUCUCUUUGUUUCUUGGGACCUAGAACAAGCAUCUCUGUUUUGUCCGAGUUUAAAAGUAAAAAGUUUUCAGCCAUCCACUUCCUUAUGUCUGAAACACAGGCUUCUAGCGAGGGCAAUUUUGGGGCUUCACCAUGCUUCAUUGAAAUGUACAGCUGUGUGUCAUCCGCAUAGCAGUGAAAGUUAACAUUAUGUUUUCGAAUAACAUCCCCAAGAGGUAAAAUAUAUAGUGAAAACAAUAGUGGUCCUAAAACGGAACCUUGAGGAACACCGAAAUGUACAGUUGAUUUGUCGGAGGACAGACCAUUCACAGAGACAAACUAAUAUCUUUCCGACAGGUAGGAUCUAAACCAGGCCAGAACUUGUCCGUGUAGACCAAUUUGGGAUUCCAGUCUCUCCAAAAUCCAAUACAAUGUUUCAGUCAAUAGAGCUUCAUCAGGGUUUCGUUAGAUAUAAAACAUGUAUGAUGCUUAGUUAACCCUUUGGAUAAUGUGUGUGUGAACAGCACGACAGCGACAUCUCAGCCUUCACCUACGAGAAGACCCUGGUGAUGGAGCAGCGCUCUCAGAUGCUCAAACAGAUGCAGCUGUCGCGGACGGAGAGGGAGAGAGAGGUAACACCGCCCCCUGUCUGCAGGGCACACUCAUUACAAAACUAUUACCCUUCAAUGUUAUGCCCCAAGUGGUACCCUAUUCCCUUUAUAGUGCACUACAUUUGAACAGGGCCUAUAGGCUCCGGUCAAAAGUAGUGCACUAAAUAUGGAAUGGGGUGCCAUUUGGGAUGCAAGCCAAGUCAAUAGGAAGCAAGUAUUGAUAUAAUCUGUUAUUGUUUUGCAACACCUUUAUCAGGAAAUUCAUGGUAUAUUCCUUUAGAACUAUAUCUUGAAGGGUUUUAAAUGCAAUGCGGUUGUUUCAGGUGUCUUUCUUGAGUGCACUUAUUAUCAGUUGGUCUGUAAAGAGAAAAGUGUCAUGGGAAUGUGAUUUAGUAUAUCAUUGCUUUGGGUCACAUUGAACAGCCAUGGAUGUACCCUGACCUCACUUGGUUAGAAAUCCCUGAUAUUACCGUAUGAGCAUACAGGAAAUAGAUAGGACAUACAGUGCCUUCAGAAAGUAUUCACAACCUUUGACUUUUUCCACAUUUUGUUGUGUUACAGCCUGAAUUUAAAAUUGAUUAAAUUGAGAUUUUCUUGUCACUGGCCUACACACAAUACCCCAUAAUGUCAAAGUGGAAUUAUGUUUUUCGAAACAUUAUUACAACAUUAAUAUUCAACCCCUUUGUUAUGGCAAGUCAAAAUAAGUUCAGGAGUAAAAAAAAUCAUAACAAGCCGCAUAAUAAGUUGCAUGGAAUCACUCUGUGUGCAAUAAUAGUAUUUAACAUAAUUUUGGAAUGACUACCUCAUCACUGUACCCCACACACACAAUUAUCUGUAAGGUCCCUCAGUCGAGAAGUGAUUUUCAAACACUGAUUCAACCACAAAGACCAGGGAGGUUUUCCAAUGCCUCGCAAAGAAGGGCACCUAUUAAACAAAGCAGACAUUGAAUAACCCUUUGAGCAUGGUGAAGUUAUUAAUUACACUUUGGAUGGUGUAUCAAUACACCCAGUCACUACACAGAUACAGGCGUCCUUCCUAACUCAGUAGCCAGAGAGGAAGGAAACCGCUCAGGGAUUUCAACAUGAGGACAAUGGUGACUUUAAAACAGUUACAGAGUUGAAUGGCUGUGAUAGGAGAAAACAUUGUAGUUACUCCACAAUACAAACCUAAUUGACAGAGUGAAAAUAAUAUAAUAAUAAUAAUAUGCCAUUUAGCAGACGCUUUUAUCCAAAGCGACUUACAGUCAUGCGUGCAUACAUUUUUGUGUAUGGGUGGUCCCGGGGAUCGAACCCACUACCUUGGCGUUACAAGCGCCGUGCUCUACCAGCUGAGCGACAGAGGACCACGAAAAUGUACAGAAUACAUGCAUCCUGUUUUGCAAUAAAGCACUAAAGUAAAACUGCAAAAAAUGUGGCAAAGCAAUUAACUUUUUGUCUUACGAAGUGUUAUGUUUGGGGCAAAUCCAAUACAACACAUGACUGAUUACCACUCUCCAUAUUUUCAAGCAUAGUGGUGGCUGCAUCAUGUUAUGGGUAUGCUUGUAAUCAUUAAGGACUGGUACUUUUUUCAGGAUCAAUAGAAACAGAAUGGAGCUAAACACAGGCAGAAUCCUAGAGGAAAACCUAGUUCAGUCUGCUUUCCACUAGACACUGGGAGAUGAAUUCACCUUUCAGCAGGACAAUAACCUAAAACUCAAGGCCACAUCUACACUGGAGUUGCUUACCAGGAAAGACUGUAUAUGUUCCUGAGUGGCCAAGUUACAGUUUUUAAAUCUACUUGAAAAUCUAUGGCAAGACCUGAAAAUGGUUGUCUAGCAAUGAUCAACAACCAAUUUGACAGAGCUUGAAUAAUUUUGAAAAGAAUAAUGGGCAAAUGUUGCACAAUCCAGGUGUGGAAAGCUCUUAGAGACUUACCCAGAAAGACGGCUGUAUUCGCUGCCAAAGGUGCUUCUACAAUGAUAUUUCUGUAUUUCAUUUUCAAUAAAUUUGCUAAAAAUUAUAAAAACAUGUUUUCACUUUAUCGUUAUGGUGUAGAUCGAUGAUAAAACAAAUCCAUUUAAUCCAUUUUGAAUUCAGGCUGUAACACAACAAAAUGUGGAAUAAGUCAAGGGGUAUGAAUACUUUCUGAAGGCACUGUAUGUUAUUGGGUUGUGGGUAUCAGGGCUCUCCUAGCCCACCUUGGCCUAGUGUUCGUUGUAUGACCUUUGGCCCCCUCUCCUGUCUGGCUGCGUAUGCGGUAUGGGCCAACACGGCUCUCAGAUUCAGAGUAUCACUGACUCGUCACGUAGCUCCAUCAGGAGGAAUAAUCAAACCGGAGCCUCGGGCUCAGAAUCUGGCCCCAGUCGAGAGCUGGAGGACACACAGGAAGACGAGGUAGCCAACACCCCCCAUCUGUACCCCCAAUGCCCCUGUGACUGCAGCCCCUCACCCCCACUGAGACUACCAUUACCCCCCAGUCACCAACCCCCAGAGACCACACUUACACAGCCACAGCCACAGCUGCUAACAGUCAGGGACCUAAAGUAAGUUAAAGCCCAGUCAAAAUGUCCAGUUAAAGUAAUCCCCGGAUAGACCAUCUAUGGUAGAUUGUGGCUGUGUAACUGUGUAGGUUACUCACCGUAGUGGCCUAUGGACGUUAUGGACUCACCUCAUUCCGCAUGCGCCAUUCGUCAAGUGCACUGUGGUGUAAUCCUCCUUUAGUUCAUCCCUCCUUCCUCCACUCAUCACCCUCCACCUGGUUAAUUCCCUGUGGACGUCACCAUUACUCCAUCUCACAGUGUCGUAGAUCCAGACAGUACUUUGUGCCUCACUCCUUAUUAAAGAGCUAUUGGCCUGUGUAGAGAACACUGGUGUUGUUUUGCAUGUCAUGGAUUUUGGUAUGAUGAACCCUAUACACUUCAAUGUCAUUAGUCAUUCAUUAGUCAGUCAUAAAUGUUUUUACUAUGUUUGUUGACUGUAUGAGUGGUGUUGGUCUUUCUACCAGGCAAGGUUAUUAUAAUAAACUAAAACUAAAACUAAAACUAAUUAUGAAAAAACUAUUUAGUCAAUUGAAAUAAAAUAAUUAACAAACCUGUUUGAAAAACUACAACUAUACUGAAACUAUUAUCUUUGACUCUAAAACUAACUAAAUAAAAUAAAAACCGUCAUGAAUUAUGUUCAUUUAUUAAUUUAUUUUAAACGUUAGACAAAGAUCUAAUGUGGUGUUCAAUAGGGUUUUCAUGCUUUUUGAGGGCUUUCAAGCUACUGAAUCUGGUGGGUAAAUGUGGCCGGGAGAUGGCAAUGUUUCAAAUAGGCCUAGCUUGUGCCUCACUAUCACUAGCUAUAUACUAGCUAUAAGGGAAAAAAUUGGCUAGGUAGCUAACUUGAUUCUUCUCACAUGUACUACUAAAAAGCAUUGGAUUGGUGUAAACAUGGGCGAGAGAGGGUUUCCUUCCACCAUAUUUUUUGCACCAGUCUAUGUGUUAUUAUUUUAAAUACAAGUCACAUUGAGAUUUACUUUAUAAUUUAAACCUAACUAAUGACCUGACCCAUCACCUUAAGUAUUACUGUCCCCCAGUUGCAAGAAGUGACAUUCUAAAUAACACAAGUAACUAUACCUCCCAUGCAUGCUUUCUGCCCCUAACACUACAACUAAAACUGACACUAAAUAAUAUAAAAACGAAAAAUAAAUAUUUUUACUAACUAAAAACUAGCAAAUCUAAACUGAAUUUUAAAUAAAAAUGGAAAAACUAAUAGAAAUAAAAACUAAUAUAAAAUCACAAAACUAUAAUAACCUUGCUACCAGGUUUGUGUAACGCCAUAGUUUCUAGCCUGUAGUCUCUCUCUCUCUCUCUCCCUCUCUCUCUCUCUCUCUCCCUCUCUCUCUCUCUCUCUAUCUCGCUCUCUCAUCAUCUCCCUCUCCAUCUCCUUCAGGCCCAGCUGAUCCAUGACAGAAACACGGCGUCUCACGCCGCGCUGAACGACAAGGCCGACGCUGGCCCUGACCGGGUCCACAUGACCUGGACCAAGGAUAAGUUCCUCACCGAGCGCAACCGCAACCGCGCCGAGGCCAACAUGGGCGUGCGCGACAUCUUCAACAUGAAACCGUAAGUCAGGUGCUAAGUAUGAACCCUCUUAUCCUUAAACCUUCCAUAGCCUAAAUGGAGGAGCCAAGUGGAUAGUUGCUCACACUAGCUGCCCCGGAGCCUGUCGGUUUGAAAUGGUUACAUGGCCUGCAUGGUGUGUGUUCAGGCUGGGUUGGCAUGUUCCAUGUUGACCUGUGUGACUGUGUGUGUGGACACAUCCAAUGCAUGGCCCCACCACACAGACCACAUGCACCGUCUGGACUAAUGACCAUCAUGUCUUUGUGUCUCAGAACCCACCAUCUCAAAAGGGCAGAUAGAACCGCUAGUUCAUUACAUAGGCCAAAAAAUCUAACAAGCCCAAAUAUGAUUUGGAUACUAUAGAGACCGUUUUAAAGGGAUAAUUCACCUCCAAAUCAAAGUUUGUCUGAUGUUUUCGCACCUCUUGACUACUUUUGAGGAAUGAAAACAUCUGACUUGAACCAUCCCUUUAAACUGAGGGAAGUGUUUAACUGUGGGGUGGUUGGCAUGUACAACAGUAGACAUGCAAGGGGUUUCUAUAAAACAUCUAAGACGUUUUUUGUUGUUUUGUCUCAUUUUCCUCCUUCUAGAGAGUGGGAGAGUCUGUAAGUCACAUUUCUCUUUGCCAUAGUGCUGUAGGCUGUGUGGAUGAAUGUCUGUGUACAGUAGUCCUUUUCUGUCUCCUCCCAGCCACUGGGACUGUGUGUCUGUGUGUGUGCCUGCGUGCAUACAAGUGUGUGUGUGUGCGUGUGUGUUUGUGUGUGUGUGUGCGUGCGUGCCUGCGUGAUGGGAGGGUACACAUGUCAUGUUAUGUAGCAUGUGCAAUCAAAAUUGCGCUUUCCAUACAGACCUUAGCCGUGUAAACAAUAUUGCUUUAUUGCCCAUGCAUCUGUUCUGUAUAGGAAUAGAACCAAAAAAUUAACAAUAUCAGUGGUCCAAAAUCCAUUUCAAUUGGUCAUUGCAAUCAUCAUGAUAUUGUCCUUAAGCUGUCAAAUCUCAACUGGGUGGAAAGCGUAUGUUUUUUUGGAAGUGCCUCAUUGUAUUUGUGAUGUGGUGAUUUCUGCUUCAAACCAUUUGCAUAUCAUGCUCUGCAUUUUUGGUGUUGCUGUGCACUCUAACUCAAGAAGGGCUUUCAAUAUUACACCCAAUAUCACAUUGAACUGGUCAAUUGAAUAUUGGAAUAGUGUGUAUACCACGCAGUACUAUAAACUGGGUAGUUUGACUCCUGGAUGCUAAUUGGCUGAAAGCCGUGGUAUAUCAGACAAUAUACCAUGGGUAUGAUGCAAAACUACUUGUUUACUGUUCUUUUUAUGUUGGUAACUGGUUUAUAAUAGCAAUAAGGCACCUCGGGGGUUUGUGGUAUAUGCCACUGCUAAGGGCUGUAUCCAGGCACACCUCCUUGGGCCUUAUUGCUUAGUUAUACAGUGGAAUAUUUCAUACCCACAGGCUUGCCCAUUGUAUUUGUCAGUACACCAGGUCUACAACAGGCCCCUGUAGCGUAUCCUCUCUGCCACCCUACUGCUACUGCUGCUGUUUGAAGUGUGACGCUGCUUUGACUGCCCAUCCUGAGCCUUCAUUCCGAGUGAAAUAAUGACUCCCAAGGCUUCACUAUCAUAACCACCAGCUGUCCUACUUCAUGUUCUCAUCUGUGUGCUAAAGGCUGCCAAUCUGACAAUUGCACUGUAAUUGCUCAUUUAAAAAAACAUGAUCAAGAAGUGUUUUGUCAUUACUGAAUGUUUAGACUAUUGAGUGUUACAUGAGAAGAGUGACAGAUUAGUAGAUUAGUUACUAUUGGUUAAAUCCUCAUUUUAGAUAUGGGCUAUUUACUCAAACUUUUGCCUAAAUCAUACAUUGAUGUCAAUGGAGUUGAGCGCCAUAUUUCUAGUUAGAAUUCAAUGUAAAAAACUUUAGCAUCUGAUAAAGCGUUAUGUAAAUCCAGUCCAUUAAUAUUAUUGGAGAAGUCAGAGUCAGAAGUUAGAGGUCAGGGUUGAGGUGGGUUCAGCCUGCUCUUCUUCACUGUCACCCUUGUGUGGUAUAGGAACCAGUCCAAUGUGCGCCGGAUGCACACUGCGGUCAAGCUGAAUGAGGUGGUGGUCAACAAGUCACAGGGAGCCCACCUGGUCCUGCUCAACAUGCCGGGACCACCCAAAAACAGAGGGGGCGACGAGAACUGUAUCCUUUACAGCCAAAUGUCUGUUUAUUCAAAUUUGACUAUGCAUGUCAGAUUAAUUGUUUAUUGCUUAGUUGAAUAUGUUUACCCCAACUUAACUUGAAAGGUAUCGUCAUCAGCGAUCUGACAAGGUCGAGGACGAUCUCUUUGAAAAGGUUGUUUAGUUGUUAAUAGUUAAGUUGUUGAUUGUACACUAUAUAUACAAAAUUAUGUGGACACCCCUUCAAAUUAUUGGAUUCAGCUAUUUCAGCCUCACCCGUUGCUGACAGCAAUGUUCCCUCAAACAUUUUCCCGCACUGAGCAAAUUUCAGGUCUGCUGAGCGCAAACUUGAAUGUCGUGAAAAUUCUGUGCAACUUCCAGCGCGCAUUUACUGUGAACACUGAGACUGUACCCGCUUUGUUACAGUUUUAACAGUGGCCAAGUAGGCUACUGUGGCUAUUUGAUCAUAAUGUAGGCCUACCAGAAACAAUGGAGAAAAUGCGUCCCAUAACAUUUUAACAUGGAAAUAGCUGUCCUAUCAUUCAGCCUACAGUAGCAGCCAAUGUGUGGUGUUCAAUGUAGGCCUACAUUCCAUGAGAUAUUUGAGAAAAAAACAUGCAGGGCUUGACAUUAACCUGUUUAUCCACUUGUCCUUCAGACAAGGAACCACUUUACAAAAUAAAAUGCAUUAUUAUUCCCAUACCAUUAUUACAGAGAAUCAGACAAAUUAUGCUACCCUCUGCCUAUUGGCUACUUAGCUUAUUCAAGCCUGUCUCAAAAUACAGCACUGCCUCUUUAAGACAAAAAAAAGCUCUUUAUCUGACUCGCUUUUCAAAGAUGUCUAGAAAUGUAUAUGUUUUGUGCUCUUGUAGGAAGCAAUCACUCCCCUAUUGCUGACUACAAAUUCAAUAUAACUGGGCUAAUAACUCACUAACUAGCAAAGGAUGUGAACAAAAUGUGCACAAGUGGCUACAUGCAGCUCUCGCUUUGAUCUCAAAACAAGCGCAUCUACUCGUGACCGCUCAUGCUGUAAACACAGUCCAGUUCAAAGUAAAUGGCAAAGAUCCAUAUAUGGCAAUGGUCUAUUUGCAUAUAGGCCUACUGCAGCUCUGAUUGGUUAUGGCACACCGGUCUGUGUAGAGUAUGUGCCUGAGUCGUGCCUGUCAAUGCAAUAGAAUCCUACUCCGAUGCAUUCUGCCUACAACAAAAUCUCUUGCAUAGUUAGUUUUGUUUCGGUAUGUUGCAUUGAAAGUGGCUAAUAUUGUGUUGAUUCGAUCACAAUUGCCACAGUAAAGGGAAACGUUGAUAGUAUUAACAGGAACUCUAGAACAGUGGUGACCAACCUUUUCUGAGUCAAGAAGAUCACUUUGAGUCAAAAUGCAAACUGAGAUCUACCGCUCAGAUUAUUUUGUUAACAUUACUUAAAAAACGUUAACCUAUGCAACAUUAACCAAUUAAAAACAGUACUGUAGCAAUGAGGUUUGUGCAGUAGGCUAUAGGCCCAAUACAUUAUCACUGCAUAUUGGCUUUGCUUGAAUUGCCCUGCCAAUGCAUUGUUGUUCAGGCCAUUUUAUAAAAUUAUAUUUUAAAAUUUGAGUUAGGCUAUAUGACACUGUAUUUAAAACAAAAUAGGAACACAAGGCUUUAUCAUUGGGUUUUUUACAGAGCUGUUUGGCGAUCGACUAGGAAUACCGAUCGACUGGUUGGUGACCACUGCUCUAGAAAGUUGAGUGAAAUUCAAUCUUGUGCUUCUCUCUUAGAGGGAACAUUGGCUGACAGACGACUUUUAACGAGCCACCGUCAUAGGAUGCCACCUUUCCAGCAAGUUAGUUCAUGAAAUUUCUGCCCUGCUAGAGCUUCCCCGGUCAACUGUAAGUGCUGUUAUUGUGAAGUGGAAACAUCUAGGAGCAACAACGGCUCAGCCACGAAGUAGUAGGCCACACAUGCUCACAGAACGGGACCGCCGAGUGCUGAAGCGUGUUGCACGUAAAAAUCGUCUGUCCUCGGUUGCAACACUCACUACCGAAGGAAGUCCCCACAGCAAUGUUCCAACAUCUAGUGGAAAGCCUUCCCAGAAGAGUGGAGGCUGUUAUAGCAGCAAAGGGGGGACCAACUCCAUAUUAAUGCCCAUGAUUUUGGAAUGAGAUGUUCGACGAGCAUGUGUCCACAUACUUUUGGUCAUGUAGUGUAUCUUUAAAACGUAUAAUAACUAAUAGCUUUAGAGCUAAUGUACUUCCCUUGUCACGUGACCUGCAUAAACCCCUGUCAUGUGAUGUGACUUGUUUCCUCUUUGACCCUUGGUGUCUCAGACAUGGAGUUCCUGGAGGUUCUACUGGAAGGUCUCAACCGGGUCCUCCUGGUCCGUGGGGGCGGACGCGAGGUCAUCACUAUCUACUCUUAA